AUGAGUGGCAACAUCGAUCCUCGUAUCGUCCAGGCGGCCUGCAUGGCUGACCUCAGCCGUGACCGUCAAGAGGAACUGCCCCUUAGUAAUGUCGAGAAAAAAGGGCCUUCGUUCCAACCCAGCGGCAAGAAUGGAACGAGCCACUACGCCGCCAAGCUCAAACAAGACUUGAACAACAAAUGGAGCAUUGAGUUCGAUGACGAAGAAGCUCGACAGAUCGAGGGACUUUGCGCCGAGGACGCUCGCCCAUGGGCCAAGAAGUUCACCAAGCACCUUCUUGAAACCGAGGCAGUUAGAGAUGCUGUUCCCACCCGUCAACACACUCGAGUUCAACCUCACCCUGCUGGGCCACCUCCCAGUGCGAAACGGGCGAAGCACAACCACCCGCAUGGUCAGUCGGGCCCAGAUGGUGUCAAGCAGAUUGAAUUUAAACCUCCCGUGCCUCCUAUUGAGGCCAAAUGGGGACCGCCCAAGCUCGCUCCCACACUGAAUCCGGUUCUCCGAACGCCGGCCCCGCCCCCCGGCAAUUCUACACAGAGCCCAAUAUCUUCCGCAGCUCAGAAUCAGCCAAACAAUGGGACUGCUACACAGGAAAGGCCUGCUCACCUGCGAAUGAAACCCGCAGGAAAGCCGGAAAGCGCCAGCUGUCCCGAAGUCUUGGUUUGCAGUGGACACUGCGAGGUGGUCCCAUCCAAGCUCGAGGCUGAUUGCUUCGAAGUGGAAUUCAAGAUGGUGCUGUUUCCCAUGAAGCAGGAGGUGACCCUCGUACUAUCGGCUCCAGGAAAAGGCGAGCGAGUUCAUGCUAUAUUGGACUUUGAUAUCGCAGUUAUGGAUGGUGGGUUUUGCAAGCUCCGACACCGUGAUAGCAAAUCGGACUACUAUCUACGACUUACCACCAUCGAAGAGACUGACAAGUUCCGUUCAGUUUUCCAGAAGAUGCAGCAGAAAUUGUCCAAGCGUCGCCAGGGCUGCGGAGUGGAGGUGAAGGCCAACGACGUCGCACUUGUUCAGAACCCUGAGCCACCUGUCUCUCAAGUCCAGGCAAGCCAGCCUGUUCACGCCGUCAAUACCACCAAUUCUACCAAUCUCAGCACCGAUGCCAAAUAUUCUGGAUCCAACAAAGCUGAAGGGACUCUUAUUGACCUCGAUGGGUUUGAAGAAGUUCAAAACACUCAAAUCCCAUCGCUGCAAAACGCCGCUGAUCACAUGAUCCACCUCAUUGACAAAGUCAUUACCCAGUUUGCACUGGAAGAUCAUCUCAUUGACUCUGUCAUUCGAGGUAUUGAGGAUGGUGCGAUCGAGUAUUGGAUCACCAAUGGGUUUAUGAGAGACUUUGAAGAUGACAUCAGAGGGGACCUCAUUUCCGCCCUCCGGAACAUGGCCCAGAUCAAGAUCAAGAUGCAUCACCGCCUCAAUGGCCGUGGGGAAGGGCAGGAGAUCAAAGCUCAGGAUGCAGUUAUUCGCUCUACCGAGUCUCUGGCCGGAAAUCCAGGCGCCUUGAAGUAUCCCCCCGAGGCUCUCGUUCAGCUUCGGUCGAAUGCAAUUGUCCCCAACGAUUGGAAGACCACCAAAGAUCUCCCAGUGUCCCCGUCUGUGUUCGCGACAUCGACUGUUGAGAAAGUCGACACCACCUCGAAAGCGAAUACCCCCAGCGGCGAAUCCAAGGCGCAGCAGAGUAUCAAGGCAGACCGCGACACCCCGACUGGUAACACUGAGCCUACUGCGACAAAGCCCAUCACCCAGCGUCGCCCUACCAAGGGUCUGGCUGAUUCUAAAUGGGCUCAUGCCGAUGUGAAAGUUGAUGUUCACAGCAGCUAUCACAAUACCCGACAAGCCCCUGCCACUCAGGCGAGCAGCGCCUAUGCUGCGUCAGUUGGCGGUGGACGACGUACCGGUUCGGGAAGCAGCACUGGCACAUGCCUUCAGGGGCUGAGCGAGUCCCGCUUUGCGACCAAGCCGGCCCAGUUCCGAGGAAGUUUCGCUGGUUUCAGUGGCUCCCGCUAG
Molecule: messenger RNA, 2004 nt
Organism: Ilyonectria robusta
Lineage: Eukaryota; Fungi; Ascomycota; Sordariomycetes; Hypocreales; Nectriaceae
Exons: 5
Coding region: 1-2004 (667 amino acids)
Source: RefSeq, a predicted model, not a curated record